Messenger RNA from Macrosiphum euphorbiae (potato aphid), 1524 nucleotides. The record is from the annotation of a GenBank genome assembly. Lineage: Eukaryota; Metazoa; Arthropoda; Insecta; Hemiptera; Aphididae.
AUGUCGUUUACGGCGUGCUUAUCAUAUUUGGCGAUAGCUUUGCACUUGGCUAAUGGAGGGUACGUGUACAAAACCGAAUAUUUGACAGUACCGGUCGACCAUUUUAGUUUUACAAAUAAAGACACAUUCCGUAUGAAGUACCUCAUAAACGAUACGUUCUGGGAACGAGAAAAAGGACCAAUAUUUUUUUAUGCUGGCAACGAAGGAGCUAUCGAAAUGUUUUGUGAAAAUACGGGUUUCAUGUGGGAGAUAGCCGAAGAGUUCCGGGCCCUAGUCGUGUUCGCCGAGCACCGUUACUACGGCGUUUCGAUGCCGUACGGUAAUCGAUCGUUCGAUGACAUCAGCCGGGUGGGCUAUCUGACCUCGCAACAGGCGCUCGCCGACUACGUGGACCUUAUCACUUACUUGAGCCAUAACGGGUCGUACUCUAACCGUGAGCUGUACCAGAUGGGCGACAUUUACGACACCGUGUCCGGCGGCACACUUGCACCGUCGGCCACCAACCCGGUGAUCGCUUUCGGCGGAUCGUACGGUGGCAUGUUGGCUGCCUGGUUCCGUAUGAAGUAUCCCGCAAUCAUCGAAGGUGCUAUUGCGUCGUCUGCACCGAUAUGGCAAUUCACUGGUAUGACUCCUUGUAAUGCUUUCUACAGGGUCACGUCAUCAGUUUAUACAGAUACUAGUGCAGAAUGUGGUUUGACGAUACUAGCAUCUUGGAAAGCUAUUGAUAACGUUACGAAAACGGUUGAUGGUAAGGCGUGGUUGUCUCAGAAAUGGAACUUGUGCUCACCGUUGACAAACGACGAUGACGUCUCGACUUUGAAAGAUUGGGUGUCUGAACUUUAUGUGAACUUGGCUAUGAUAAAUUAUCCAUACCCUGCAAAUUUUUUAACACCAUUACCCGGACAUCCAGUUAAGGAAGUUUGUAAACCAAUGAAAAACCAUAAAGAAGACGAUUUCACGCUUUUGGGAUCAGUUUUCAAAGGAUUGAGUGUAUACUUUAACUAUACGGGUACAUCUAAAUGUUUAGAUAUUUUGACCUCUUCUGCUCCUACACUAGGUGAAAAGGGAUGGAGCUAUCAAAGCUGUACUGAAAUUGUUAUGCCAAUGUGCUCUAAUGGUAUUAAAGAUAUAUUCGAAAAAAAGCCGUGGAAUUUUGAAGAAAAUGCUAGAUAUUGUUUUGAAACUUUUGGAGUCCAGCCUAGUAUUUAUUCGGUCGAGAAAACAUAUGGUGGUAAAAAUUUAAACGCUGCUUCCAAUAUAAUAUUCAGCAACGGUUUAUUGGAUCCAUGGUCGAGCGGUGGAGUGUUGCAAGACAUAUCAAAGACGGUGCUCGCUGUGGUAAUACCAGAAUCUGCGCAUCACUUGGACUUGAGAGCCUCCAACCCCAAGGACCCAGAAAGUGUGAUUAAAGCCAGAAAAAUCUACAAGAAUUGGAUUAAAAAAUGGAUAUUCCACUAUCAGAAUCAUCCGACACGAGGUUCAAACAACUCGUUUGUUAAACAACAAAUAGUUCUAACUAUUUAA